Messenger RNA from Cotesia glomerata, 7398 nucleotides. RefSeq lists its product as uncharacterized. Gene Ontology annotation, molecular function: protein binding. The transcript is spliced from 6 exons. NCBI's taxonomy places the organism in Eukaryota, Metazoa, Arthropoda, Insecta, Hymenoptera, Braconidae. The record is from RefSeq and is a predicted model, not a curated record. The coding region runs from base 243 to 7025 and encodes 2260 amino acids.
GAACUUAGCCGGAUUUUUUGUGAGAUUACUCAUAAAACUUCCCCACAAUUUAUCACAAGUAUACAAAUUAAAGAUUAAUCUGCCCUAUCACCCAGAUAUGAAAAAAAAAAUACCAGAUCUCCGUCCUCGACAUAAUUUUGAUAAUUUCUAUAUUUUAUAACUAGACAUUUUAGUAUAAGUACUCCUAGAACUAUUUUAAAUAUUCAGUUUAUCCCGCCGUAUCUCUCAAAGCGAAUCAAAAAAUGUUUUUACAAACCAAAAGCCCAUUUUUCUUUUUUAUUAUUAUAAUUUGGUUCAGUUCCGCACAAAGCAAAAGUAUAAUUUACGCAAACGACGGAAACAAUCAACUAAAGUACCUCAGAGAAGAAAAUGUGUUAUCUCUUUCGAACCAAGGUGUUUUGAAGUUGGAAAAAUCUUUUGCAAACAGUUCUUCAAUCACGCAUCUGUAUUUAACAGACAACGAUUUGUGUGUGAUAAACGCCGGCGCUUUCGAUGGAUUGCCAAAUUUGGUUUACUUGAACCUCACAAGAAACAACCACAUUACCCUGCAAUUACACGGCAACAAUUUUCCGCGCAUCGAAACACUUGUUUUGGACGAUACUGCUGCAGUUAAUAAGUAUCAUUGCAUCAUUAAUCGCGGAGAAUUUGGCGAGUUAUCAAGAGGACCUUGCUACGGAACGCCUAUCAUGUUCAACUUCAAGAAAUUGCCGAAUUUGCGGCAUUUGUACCUGCGCAACAAUGGAAUUAAUUACCCGCGCAACGAUGGACAGCCAAUUGUCGGUCAAGUCGGCUCGCAAAUUUACCGAUCGAGUAUCACGCAUUUGUACCUGGAUAGCAAUGAGAUUUCUUCGAUGAACUUCGUGGAUUCUUUGCCGGAUUCCAUCACUCAUUUGUAUCUCAGGAAUAAUUCGCUUACAGAUUUGGAAUAUAGUUUCGUAAAAUUGGCGAUUCCUACAAACGAUCCGCUCCCUCUUGAUCGGUUGAAGAAUCUUGUGUACCUGGAUCUCUCUAAGAACCAAAUUUAUGCUCUCAGUGAUGACUCCUUCAACAAUUUGGGGAAAUUAACCAUCUUGGAACUCGAUGAAAAUUAUUUGAGCCGCGUUCCGAGGAUUUGUGAGCUGAAAAGUCUGGAAAUUCUCUCGAUUUCACAGAACAAGCUCACUGAAAUCGCGCAGUUUGAUUUCUGCGGUCUUUCGAGUCUUAAGCUGUUGAACUUGAGUUAUAAUGAGAUCUCCAAGGUUUCAAGAGACGAAAUUAGGAAUUUGGGCGGCUUGGAAAAUUUGGAUCUUUCGGGGAACAAAAUAGCCUAUUUACCCGAGAAUUGGAUCGCUGAGAUGAAUCUCAAGGCUCUAUUUUUGAACGAUAACCGAUUCAAGCAUUUCUCACAUUUAUCUUUAAACGCUUUCGGAAGUCUUAAGUAUGUAAAUAUCAGAGGCAAUGAUAUUCAAGUAAACGGUUCGAUGGGAUUACCCAGAGAUACGGUUAUUGUUGACAGCAGUGCAUUUGCUGAAAUACCAAAUUUAAAUUAUUUAGAUUUAACUGGGAAUUCCAUUCAUUCGUUAAAUUUGAAUUUGUCCAAUCUUGAGACACUUAUCUUAGACAAUGCGCUGCGUAAUUUUAGUGGACCUCCUGGAAGAACGUAUCUAUCUAUCGGGACCAAAAUAGGUCUCGGCGUACGAGCAGGAUUGUAUCUGCCAAAAUUAAAAAAAUUGUAUCUUCGUAAUAAUACAAUCAUUGAGAUCGUCGGAUUGACUGAAGAGACUGUGCCAAACCUCACUCAUCUUUAUCUGAGUGACAAUUAUAUUGAAUACCUGGAUUUCAUCGACAAGUUGCCGAAGUCAAUCACUCAUUUGUAUCUUGAUAACAACAAAAUAUCCAAAUUUGUGCACGAGAGAACACGGGUUGAAUCAUUAGGGCGGCCCUUUUAUAAAUUAAAAAUGAUUUUAAAAAGUGCAUUUCUUCUUUUGAUUCUGUCGAGUAUUUCAACUGCGUCGGACGGUCACGCAAUUGCAUUUGACCUUUCAAAUAAGAACAUAACUUCGUUGGAUGGUAGAUUUUACGAGACUUCGGAAUUAACAUUUAUACACGCGCCAUAUAACAAAAUUUCAAAGGUUGACAGCAGCUUAUUUGCUGGACUACCAAAUUUAUAUUCUUUGGAUUUAACAGCAAAUUCUAUUGAUUCGUUAAAUUUGAAUUUGACCAAUCUUGGGAGGCUUGUCUUAGACGGUGCGCUGCAUAAUUUUAGUGGACCUUCUGGAGAAAUGCAGCUAUCUAUCGGAGCCAAUCCAGGUGUCGGCGUAUCAGCAGUAUUGUAUCUGCCAACAUUACGAGAAUUGUAUCUUCGUUAUAAUCGAAUCACUCGGAUCGACGGAUUGACCGAAGAGACUGUGCCGAAUCUCGUUCAUCUUUAUCUGAGUUACAAUGAUAUUGAAUACCUGGAUUUUCUUGACAAGUUGCCGAAGUCAAUCACUCAUUUGUAUCUUAAUAACAACGAAAUAUUGAAACUUGUGCACGAAAGAAUGCCGGUUAAAUCAUUAGGGUUGUAUGCAGUUACAGAAACGGUCAUAGAAAAAUAUGAUUUCAAUCACUUGGAAAAUCUUGAAUAUCUGGAUAUAUCUCAUAAUAAAAUUGAAAAAAUUGAAGAUGGUACUUUUAAAAAUUUAUCAAAGUUGAUAACUCUUUAUUUGAACAACAAUUAUUUAUCCAGCCUGCCCGACUUUUCUGGUCUAACACAAAUUAAGAAUUUGGAUCUCUCGCACAACUAUUUUAGUCCUAUUUCUGCCACAGCGUUCAAUUAUUUACCUUCGUUGGAGGAAUUGAAUACUUUUGGAAAUUCUGAUGAAUAUUCUGUAAUAACCCACCUUUUUUUGACCGACAAUGACAUUUGGGAAAUCGCUGAAGGUGCUUUUGAUAGCUUGCCAAAUUUGGUUUAUCUUAAUUUAACUGGUAAUUUUUUAACUUUAAAUAAACUGAAUUUCGCAAACGAGUCAAAUAUCGAAGUGUUGGUUUUGGACAACGCGAUUAAGGACCCUACUCUCCAGUCUAAUAUUCGUUCAGUACACCAAUGCAGCAGAGUGAUGGAAUACCCAACAAAAAGUUCAGACCAGGGUAAUACAAUUAUUUUUGAAAGUCAAAUGAAGCUGCCGAAUUUGAAAAAGUUAUAUUUAAGGAAUAACAAUAUCAAAUCGAUUAAUGAGUAUAGUAUUGCAUUGUGGAAGGAAUUAAUGCCAAAUAUUUCUCAUCUUUACCUGCAGCACAAUCGAAUUUCUUCAUUAAGUUUCAUCCGAUUUCUGCCGUCAACUGUGACUGAUUUGCUGCUGAACGACAAUAAAAUAUUCGCAUCCGGGAGUAUGUCGUUGAACCAUCUGAAGACUUUAGAAAUUAGUGACAAUAAGAUCAAAAAUUUGUGUGGUACUUAUGCAAAUUGCGACGGUAUGACUCUGGAAAGUGCUACAAAUUUGGAAGUGUUGUUGAUGUCAAAUGUUUACCUUCGACGCAUCGAAUCUAAUUCGUUUAAAGACCUGGGAAAUUUGCUAUUGUUAGAUUUAUCACGAAAUCAGAUUGGAGACAUUGUUAAACAUACUUUUGACAAUUUGACGAAUCUAAAGACACUGCGGUUGGACCACAAUAAAUUGUACGAAAUACCUGACGUUUGCGGUCUGAAAAAUUUGGAAUCUUUUUCUUUGGCUCACAACGAGAUCGAAACAAUAGACGAAUCGAUGUCUUGCUUGUCGAGAGUAAAAGAACUAAAUUUCAGCAAUAAUCUCUUAGAUAAGAUAAAAUUCGAGGCGUUUCGUAGUUUUGUUGAGUUAGAGAAAUUAGAUCUUUCGGGUAAUAAACUUGUUAUAUUGCCUGACAACUGGAUACCUUUGACGUCGACUUUGCAGUACUUGGAUCUGCAAAAUAAUUUGUUUACAAGUCUCGAAAGUAUGUCGUUGAUCAAGGCUGAGAAUUUGAAGUAUCUUAGUAUCGGAAAAAACCCUCUGAAAACGAUUAAUAUUAAAAUAUUGAAGACUUUGCCGGAGAGUACGACGGUGGAUGUUGAGAAGAUUGGAUGUGACCAAUGUCAGAUAUGUGAGAAAUGCCAGAUAUGUGAGAAAUGCCAGGAGUGUGUUAAGCGAGAAGAUCGCGGAUCUUCGGAUCACUGCCGAUCUUGUGGAUCAUAUUGUAGUAAUUGCCAACAAUUUUUCGACGAUAAUCCUACAGAGGGUUAUGAACCAAUACUCAAAGAUUGGCACCAAGUUUCGUUCGAUCUUUCGUCGACAUUAAGUCCCACUGAAUUGUCUGUUAAUGAUAACUUGAUAAUUAACGACAGAUCGACUUUAGAUUUUUCAAAUUCCGGACUAAUUCGUUUAAAGAAGUCUUUUUUGAAUAGUUCCGUAAUAACCCAUCUGUUUUUGACCGACAAUGACAUUUUGGAAAUCGAAGAAGGUGCUUUUGAUAGCUUACCGAAUUUGGUUUAUCUUAAUUUAACUGGAAAUUUGAUACCGUUUGAUGAACUGAAUUUUGGAAACGAGUCAAAAAUUGAAGUGUUGGUUUUGGACAAUGCGAUUAUGAACCCUGUUCACAAUCCUAAUAUUACUUUAUCAAACCAGUGCAACAGAGUGCAUUUUUUCCGAACAAUAAGUUCAAACCAGGGCAAUACAAUUAUUCUUAAAAGCCAAAUGAAGCUGUCGAAUUUGAAAAAAUUGUAUUUGAGGAACAACAAUAUUGAAUCGAUUGAUGGAGUUAGUAUUGUAAUGUUAAAGGAAUUAAUGCCAAAUAUUUCUCAUCUUAUCCUGGAGCACAAUCGCAUUUCUUCAGUAAGUUUCAUUAAAUUUCUGCCGUCAACUGUGACCGAUUUGUUGCUGAGUGACAAUAAAAUAUCCAAAUUCGAGAGUGUGUCGUUGAAUCAUCUGAAGACUUUAGAAAUUAGUGACAAUAAGAUCAAAAAUUUGUGUGGUACUUAUGGAAAUUGCGACGGUAUGACUCUGAAAAGUGCUGCAAAUUUGGAAGUAUUGUUGAUGUCAAAUGUUCAGCUUCAAAAUAUCGAAUCUAAUUCUUUUGAAGACCUGGGAAAUUUGCUAUUGUUAGAUUUAUCACGAAACCAGAUUGGAGACAUUGCUAAACAUACUUUUGACGAUUUGACGAAUCUAAUGACACUGCGGUUGGACCACAAUAAAUUGGACAGUAUACCUGACGUUUGCGGUCUGAAAAAUUUGGAAUCUUUUUCGUUGGCUCACAACAAGAUCAAAAUAAUCGACGAUUCGAUGUCGUGUUUGUCGAAAGUAAAAGAACUAAAUUUGAGCAAUAAUAUCUUAGAUGAGAUUAAUUCCGAAGCGUUUAGUAGUUUUGCUGAGUUAGAGAAAUUAGAUCUUUCGAGUAAUAAACUUGUUAUCUUGCCUGACAAUUGGAUACCUUUAACGUCGAAUUUGCAGCACUUGGAUCUGCAUAGCAAUUUGUUUACAAGUCUCGCUAGUAUGUCGUUAACCAAGGCUGAGAAUUUGAAGUAUCUUAGUAUCGGAAGCAAUCCUCUGAAGGCGAUUAAUAUUAAAAUAUUGAAGACUUUGCCGGAGAGUACGACGGUGGAUGUUGAGAAGAUUGGAUGUGACCAAUGUCAGAUAUGUGAGAAAUGCCAGAAGUGUGUUGAGCCAGAAGAUCUCGGAUCUUCGGAUCACUGCCGAUCUUGUGGAUCAUAUUGCAGUAAUUGCAAUUAUUAUCAAGAAAGUUUGUUCUAUAUUUAUAAUAAAAUGAAAAUAACAAUAAUGUUGCGACAUAACCUAUUGUGCGCGAUUCUUGCCUUAUCAAUGUGCCGUCUAGGUUAUCAAACAAACGUAACAUCACCCAGUGUUACGACCGACGAAGAUACAGAAUUAAAAUACACUUUAGAUUUUUCUAAAAUGGGAGUGACGCAUUUAAAAAAAUCUCCGACCAAUUAUUUGGUAACGCACAUCUAUUUGACGAACAAUAACAUUUGGAAAAUCGACGAUGGCGCUUUUGAAAGUUUUCCUAAUUUGAUUUACUUGAACUUGACCGGCAAUUUGAUUCCUUUAGAAGAAUUAAAUUUUUUUGAAGAAUGCAAAAUCGAGGUUUUGGUGCUAGAUAAAGCGAUAAUGAGAGGAAAUAUUGAGGGAUACACUUGUUGUGAAGAAUCUCGGGAGAAAGAAGACAUAAAACACUACUGGCGAAAAAGUUAUGCGAAAGAUGUUGUUUUCAAGCCAGCUGUUUCGAUGAAGUUGAAGAAAAUUCGGAGUUUGUACUUACGCAAUAACAACAUCAAAGAUGUAGAGUUGGAUCAUCUUACGCUUCUAAAAGAAAUCAUGCCGAGUUUAGCGUAUCUCUAUCUGGAUAACAAUCGUAUUUCAUCAGCAAACUUCGUAGAAUUUCUCCCUUCAACGCUCACGCAUUUGUAUUUGACGAACAACAACAUAUCGAAGUUCAAAAGCAGAUUUUUGAAAAAUUUGAAACUUUUGAUGCUUGACAGAAACCCGAUCAAACAUUUGUGCGGUAGCAAGAUAGCCAUCUGCGAUGGCUUGACCUUGAACAGUGCCGUAAAUUUGCAAGUUCUUUCCCUGUCUCGAAUAGAGCUUCAAGAUAUCCAGGUGGAUUCUUUUAGAGAUUUGGAAAAUUUGCUCUUCUUAGACCUGUCGCACAAUGAAAUUUACCAAAUUCAGGAUCAUACUUUUGACAAUCUUCCAAAUUUGAGGAUUCUUCAUCUAGAUCACAACGAACUGGACACUGUUCCGGAUACCUGCGGCUUGAAGAACCUCGAGUACUUAUCAAUAACCUUCAACAGAAUAAAAGCUAUCGAUUCGUCGAUGUUCUGCGGACUGCCAAAAUUGGCGUAUUUGAAUAUGAGCAGCAAUAUUUUGGACGAAAUAAACCCAGAGGUAUUUGGCGAGACUACAACCAAGAUAAUAAAACUUGUAGAUCCUCAAAAUGACUGGGAGCUUCCGGAAAUGGAUUAUAGCUUUGCUGACAGCGGAAAAAAUUCUAUUGAAUCUUUUAGUUGGCUUUUGCUAUUUUUGGUUUUUAUCAAUGUUUAAAUAUUGGAGAUAGUCGACGAAUUGGCUGUGAAUUUUUUAUCGACAGUAAAAUAAAUAAAUACUUUUUGCAUUAUCAGUUUUAGACUUCCAGAACAUAUUAAAUUUAUCAGUAUUGUAUUGGCGAUUAUGGUGUUUAUUCUUAUUCCUACGAAUAUAUGAUUAUUUUUUUUUUAUGACGCGAUAGCAGUCUUUCAUUCUUUGCACAAAAUUGUUUUUAUUUAAAGAAGAUAUCUUCACCAGACUAAUAUAAAAGGCUAGGAGGGUUCAGUUUCAGACUAUAACGCAUUUGCAGUGUGAGUACUUCAUUACUAAAUAUUAUUUAACGUAAGAAAAUGUUAUUUCAAAAAAUGUUAAAGUUUUUAGUAUUUUUCGU